AUGGUUAAGGAACUACCACCGCGUAAGCACAACAAGAUCGUGACAUGGGCCGAUCCGAUUGCUGAGACCAGGUUGUUUGUGAAAGAACCGUCAUCUGAAGACAUGCGUGACAUACCCGAGGACAGCGAGUAUUAUGCAUAUGAUGACAGUGAGGAAUAUGACACAGAUGACGUGUUAGAAAAUGGAGGGAUAAACCAGGGUUCAGGGGUGGCCCAGGUUACUAAGGAAAUUGUUCAUGAAGAAGAGGAGCAGAAGGAUCCAGAAACAACUGAGAUCGUAGAACAGCCAAAGCAGGAUCAGAAUAUUGAUCAGGUUCAGGAGAUAGAACAGGUUUUUACUGAAAGCAAUACUAUACUCUAUGACCUCAUAAGUAGCAGAGCUCAACUCAAAGAUCUCGAACAGAACCUUGAAGAGACCAAAAAGAGUCUCAGAACGAUAUUUGUUGCACAUGAUGAACUAAAAGCAGAUAUUGAUAAGAAGAACAUGUUACUGAAAGAGUGUACUGCAGAAUCAGAGAGAAACAGAUUGAUGUACGUGAAAGCAUAUGAAACAGUAUCUGAACUUACGAAAUACAUUCAGGUGAGAGAGCUGGCCAAAGCCGAGGACAGGGUGAAUCCCGGCAUGUCAAAUGAGCCAGUGACUCCUCCUAAGAAAAGUAUGUCAGAAAGAACAAAAAAGAAGAUCAAAUAUUACAUCACAAAGGCGAUUAAGAAAUGUGGUACAAAACCAGUCCGUGUUACCAUUCAUAGGCGAAAUAAGGCGCCUUGUGUGCUGAUGCUAACACGAAAUGAAGAAAACAAGAUACANAAUGAGCCAGUGACUCCUCCUAAGAAAAGUAUGUCAGAAAGAACAAAAAAGAAGAUCAAAUAUUACAUCACAAAGGCGAUUAAGAAAUGUGGUACAAAACCAGUCCGUGUUACCAUUCAUAGGCGAAAUAAGGCGCCUUGUGUGCUGAUGCUAACACGAAAUGAAGAAAACAAGAUACAAACGCAGGUGAUACAAUCAUGUUGA
Molecule: messenger RNA, 1011 nt
Organism: Enterospora canceri
Lineage: Eukaryota; Fungi; Microsporidia; Enterocytozoonidae
Source: the annotation of a GenBank genome assembly